Hibiscus syriacus is the source of this 1041-nucleotide messenger RNA. Its product is annotated as probable acylpyruvase FAHD1, mitochondrial. Lineage: Eukaryota; Viridiplantae; Streptophyta; Magnoliopsida; Malvales; Malvaceae. Gene Ontology annotation, cellular component: mitochondrion. The record is from RefSeq and is a predicted model, not a curated record. The transcript is spliced from 8 exons. Gene Ontology annotation, molecular function: acetylpyruvate hydrolase activity. The coding region runs from base 62 to 739 and encodes 225 amino acids.
GCCGAUUAAGAAGCCAAGUCUCUCUCUUUCUUUGCAAAUUUCUGACCCCGAAAAGGAAGACAUGGCGGCGGAAGCAUCUUUACAAAAUCCCCUGGAACUCGGGACUAAAAUCGUCGCCGUUGGCCGCAACUAUGUCGAGCACGCCAAAGAACUAGGAAACGCUGUCCCCAAGGAGCCGGUAUUGUUUUUAAAGCCGACAUCGUCGUAUUUGGAAAACGGAGGGACAAUUGAGGUUCCACACCCAUUGAAUUCUUUACAUCAUGAAGUUGAGCUUGCUGUUGUGAUCGGACAAAAGGCUCGGGAUGUGCAUAUAAGCACUGCCAUGGAUUAUGCUGGGGGCUAUGCUUUAGCACUGGAUAUGACUGCAAGGGAAAUCCAAUCUGUUGCAAAGUCUGCAGGUCUUCCAUGGACAGUUGCUAAAGGGCAGGACACCUUUACACCUAUCAGUUCUGUUUUUCCUAAAUCUAUGGUGCCUGAUCCUGACAAUUUGGAACUGUGGUUAAAGGUAGACGGAGAAAUACGACAGAAGGGUUCCACCAAGGAUAUGAUUUUUAAGAUUCCUUACCUCAUUAGCUACAUAAGUUCCAUUAUGACACUUUUUGAAGGAGAUAUCAUAUUAACAGGCACCCCACAAGGUGUUGGCCCUGUAAUGGUAGGACAAAAGAUAACUGCUGGGAUAACAGGCCUUGUGGAUGUUCGCUUUGAUGUUGGAAGACGCCAAAAGCCUGAAAGCGCUUGAGCAGGGUAUGAAUGGCUUAUUCUACCAUUGGAGUUAACCAAAGCACCUGAGCAGCUAAAAGGAAAACGUAAACAUAACCAUUUCCAAAGGACAACCCUGAGGAUCAUUCUACGGGUAGGCACUUGAUAAUAGUACUAUGAUUCUUGUGUUUAUGAACCUGUCUUUCAGUGAAUUAUACGGAAAUCGACUCAAAACUAAUGUUGUUAGCUUUUCGAACUUUCUAAAUGUAAUGGUUUGUGUCAGUCAAAUAAAAUUUUAUGUGAGAUUUCAUAACAGUCGCUUGAAGUGCAGCUUCAAACCAG